AUGAUGGCCACAUCCUCCAAGGCGCGGGCAACAAUCUACGCACACCCAAAAAACGAGACUCUUAGUGCAAACAAAAUACAACUCCCAGUACAGAACAAAGGUUUACAAUACUCGGUCAAAAUCAAAAUUGGGAGCCCGAGCAUAGAGGUGACCCUGCUUCUCGACACCGGUUGUGGGGACAUUUGGACCCACUGCAAGAAACUGACAUUCCUCCGCUUUUCGGAAAGAAAUGGUUUCUUUCCGAAAAGGUCAAAAACGUACAAAGAAUUACCAUGUCAUCAUCCCAUGUGCGAAAAGAGCAAGGAAUACCAGUCACCCGUGUUCUCCGGAAUCCUCGGCAUGGACAAGCUGCCGAGUUCCCUAAUUAGCCGAGUGAGGGAAAAUGUCAAGGGACGAUACUCGUACUGCCUUCACCAGGGGAAUGGUCUCUUAAGAUUUGGAGACGACAUACCACAAGUCACGAAAGAUUAUAAGACAACAAAGAUAUUAGACCCUUCGUACAAUGGAAUGUACGUAGACUUGACGGAUAUAAGUGUGGCUGGUAAGCAGCUUGGACUCUCUCCAUCUAUGUUUUCGCAUGCAAAUGGAGGUUUUAUCAUAGACACAGGGACUCAAUUCACGGUACUCAAGAGACAAGCUUAUGACAAGGUGAUAAAAGCUUUUGUGGAUUACUAUGCCAAUAGGUUAAAACGGGUGCAAAUGCGGGAGUGGGACCUCUGUUACAAGCACAAUUCAAGUAUGAGGAGCUAUGCCAGCAUGACUUUUCAUCUUCAAGGAGCCGAUUACGUGACGAGUGAUUUGUUUGUGAACCUCAAGGGAGGAGUUAUUAACUGCUCAUCUUCUCAUUCUCAUCUCUUCAUUUAUUGCUCUAUUCCAGAACUUUGGUUGCAUUCUCGUAUUUCAACUAGUCAGAGACUUGUCCAAUCAAAUCACAUUCACUACUUACAAAUGAAUAUGAGCAGAUGCAUUAGAAAUAUUUACCUUGUCCAUCUCCUUCUGGCAUUCUUCCAUUGCAACACACCACCAGCAGCUGAUGGGCUCAAAUUGAAGCUCAUCCCAUGGGACUCUCCCGAGUCGCCAUUGUACCCUGGAAAUCUCACGACACUCCAGAAACAUCAAAGAGCCAUCCGAUUCUCAAACCAUUUGCAAACCCUUUCUCUGUACUCUCCAAACACAAAACCCGACCAAACUAAACUACAAAUUCCAGUGCACAGCCAUUCUUUCCGUUACUCUGUGAACCUCAGAAUCGGCACACCAAGCAAAGAGGUAAACUUGCUGUUCGAUACGGGAAGUGCCUUUGUCUGGACACAAUGCGACCCUAAAUCAAACACGUACAAUCCCUCGACCUCCAAAACCUACAAGCCCCUCCCGUGCAACCACCGGCUGUGUGCGAAAAAAAUCUGCAAAUGCGUCAAAAAUCAGUGUGUUUGCACCAUUCCGUACGGAUCGAGCGGCAUGAAAUACAAGCUGGCAUACUCGUUGGACACGUUUCACUUGCCUCAAUCCAAGACCCCAUUUCCGGGAAUCGCAUUCGGCUGCUCGACCAAACAGCCCCUUAGUUUCUCCGGAAUUUUGGGGCUGGACAGGACGCCGGUUUCUCUAUUGGCACAGGUGCGCGACCAAAUCGGAGGCCAAUUCUCUUACUGCCUGCACAAUGGGCCGAGCUUCCUAACCCUAGGAAAAGACGCCCAAAUUUCCGACGCAAAACACGUGAAAACCACGCCGCUUGUGCACACGGAUUUCUCAACCCUCCUAUUGAACCUGACGGACAUUAGCGUCGCUGGGAAAAGGAUAGGCUUGUCGCCGACCCUGUUUUCCCUCAAAAACGGCGGCGUUUUCAUGGAUACCGGGAUGAGGUACACCGUCCUGGCGAAGGCGGCCUACGACAAGGUUAGCAAAGCAUUCGCGAACUAUUUCAAAGGGAAACUGAAGAAACUUUCGGAAUCGCACUUCGAUAUGGAGCCUUGCUAUCAGAUGACUCCAGGGUUUAAGAAUUUUCCGACGAUGACGUUCCACUUCGAGGGGGCAGCGGCGGACAUGGUGGUGGACUACACGCACGUCUCCGACGGGAGCGUGGCGUGCACGGCGGUGGCGAGAGGCGGAAGGACCAUAAUCGGGGCGUUGCAGCAGUGGAACACGAGGAUCGUGUUCGACAUCGAUAAGAACGUGAUGAAAUUUCAACGCGCCGAUUGUGCGAAGGACGGGAAAUAG
This is a messenger RNA of Striga asiatica, 2211 nucleotides long. Lineage: Eukaryota; Viridiplantae; Streptophyta; Magnoliopsida; Lamiales; Orobanchaceae. The record is from the annotation of a GenBank genome assembly.